Molecule: messenger RNA, 517 nt
Organism: Procambarus clarkii (red swamp crayfish)
Lineage: Eukaryota; Metazoa; Arthropoda; Malacostraca; Decapoda; Cambaridae
Source: RefSeq, a predicted model, not a curated record
CAGAUUUCAGCAGCAAAAUCUGUAACAAGAUCAACACCAGAAGUAACAACAGCAGCAAGAAAAUCAGGAACAAAAUCAUCAUCAAUAGCAACUGCAACAAAAGUAGCAACAACUGUUCACCGCUACAUUAAACAGCAGCAGCUGAAGAGAUUCAUAAGUUGCCGUGCAAGGAUAACCAGGUCCAGCCAAGGUAACGGUGGCAACAUCAGAGCGAGUCAGCUUCAGCGCCAGCAGGAGCGGCCCCAGCUGCAGGAGCGGCCCCAGCAGCAGGAGCGGCCCCAGCAGCAAGAGCGGCCCCAGCUGCAUGGGCCCCAGCAGCAGGAGCGACCCCAGCAGCAGGAGCGGCCCCAGCUGCAGGAGCGGCCCCAGCAGCAGGAGCGGCCCCAGCUGCAUGGGCCCCAGCAGCAGGAGCGGCCCCAGCAGCAGGAGCGGCCCCAGCUGCAGGAGCGGCGCGGCUCACCUCUGCGGGCCAAAUCAUGGCAUCCUCCCCGACCCUUUUAUGCAAAUGUGCAUGAGC